Messenger RNA from Theobroma umbraticum, 3103 nucleotides. The record is from RefSeq and is a predicted model, not a curated record. NCBI's taxonomy places the organism in Eukaryota, Viridiplantae, Streptophyta, Magnoliopsida, Malvales, Malvaceae.
CGGAAUCCAUGUUUCAAUCCUUCGAAUUCCUUCCUUUGUCUUCUUCGCUGUUAAUCAUUUGACUUCUCGACCAUGGCUGACGACGAAGAGCAAAGACUCUGUUUUCUGAACAUGUGAAUGUGAUUCUCCUGUCAAAGGUUCAAGGACAAGCUUGUAGCUGAAGUCAUUUUGUCACUCAAGUAGAUUUGAAGAGGCAGUUUCUCUGAGAAAUGGGGAAGCACAUGCGGCACAAGAGCGCUGGCAUCCCAUUUCCGCAUGGUCAUCCAGGAUGCAUGUGGCGUAUGCUUCAAGUACUUAACUACCAACAUUGGCAUUGGCGUGUUAUUAAGAGAAGACUUACAUAUAAGAAGCAUGAAGGUAGAAAACCUGAUGCGGUGGCGGAAAAUCCUGGGGAUGAUGCACAAGCCUCGACUGCUGAUGAUUCUUCAAAACGCAGGAAAGCUGAAGGGGCCAACUCUAAGUUUGAAAAUUGGCAGGUUGAAGGUAAGAACAGACAGUCCAAUCCAGCAAGUAAAAGUUCAGUGAAAUCUCGACUGAAGGCACUUAUUACUGAAGAGAUGUCUAAAAGGAAGGGCCGAGGCCGGCAUCGCAGAAGUUCGACCUGCCCUGCAGGAUCACAAUUGACAGGAACUGGUUCAGACUUUCUUGCAGAAGCUCACACUGAUGGUCCUCUCCCUGAAAUAGCUCUGAAUGAUGAAAGCCCCAGACUGGGUGACGAGAACAAGGAGAUCUCCUCUGAUAGCAGUUCUGAGGAUCAAGUUUUACCAAAGUCCUCGGAGGAACCAAUUACCAGUGAUGAAAAUGGCGAAGAGUGUGGUAUCAUGUUUAGCGGGAACGACUCAAGCCAUGAACAAGUUGAUGAAAGUGAGAAACAAUUAAUUGAGAAUGCCAUUUUUUGUCAUGAUCUAAAUGACAGAAAGCAAGCUUUCUUGAAACAGAAAUCGAUCUCUUCGAAAGAACUAACUAAAGAUGGUUCGGCACAUCAAUCAAAGUAUUUCACGGAUGCUCGGGAUAUAAUCAACAUGAACAAAGGGUUUUUACUGACAAUUUUACAGGAUCCGGGCUCUCCUUUGGCUCACCAUUUCCAUAAGCAACAAGCUAUCAGUGCAAAAAUGGGAAUAACCAAGUCAGGGACUUUCCCUUCACCUGGGUCAUCGAGCAGAAGAGGUUUGGGACCACGGAAACAAAACCACAAGCGGGAUGGACGAAAGCCGCCUGAUCAUGAGUCGACAGAAGAUCUCUGUAGAAAGUCGAUGCCAUUGAUAGCUGCAGACCACAGGGCAGAUGGAAUUCACCAACUAAACCAAGCAAAUGCUGAAGUUCCCGAUGUUACUUCAGGUUCAUCAUCCAACCAUCUGAAGCAAAAAUCUGAUGGAAAUCAAGUGGCAAAAAAGAGAUUCAAGCAUCUUAAACAGAAGAUAAAACACGCAAUCAGGGAGAGCAAGAAAGAGAGGCAUAGGAUUGCCAUGGAUGCGGUCCUUCACAAAAUUCCUCACAAGAAAGGAUUUUCCAAGGACUUGACAAAGGACAUUGUUGAUUAUUUUAAGAACCCUUCACGGAUUAGAGAUGUUUUUUCUGAAUCUUCUACCAGUAGGAGAAGAAUUCAGCACGAAAGAAGAGCAUCAUCCUUUAAUGAGUCUAUGGAUAGAUAUACGCAGUUGUAUGAAUCUAGUUUCAACAGAGAAGCCAGAGAACAUAUCUCCAAAAGGAUACAAGAAAGAAGAGAAGAAGAGAUGGUUUUGCCUCGUAGGAGUGCCCCAAAAUCCCUGGGAAGAAUUCUUUCCUCACCUGAACUACAUUCUUACUUUUAUCAGAGUGAGGACUCUUCUGAUGCAUUUUCCUCAGACAUGCCAACUACUGUUGCCGAUAGCACUGUAAGCAUAAGCAGCUUAACUGAACAAAACAAUCUAGAUGUUUCGGCUGCUUUGGAUUACCACUCACAAUUAGGUACCCUUGGAAAAAGCGAGUCUCAAGAGUAUUUGACAGGCAUUAGGGAAACACUUUCAGUUUCUUCAGAUAAGUUAGCAUCAAACUCAUGUACAAAUAGUAAGACAAUAGCUCAAGUGGGAAAAACUAGUGAUGAGUCGGGAAACUUGAUAAUAGGCGACAUAGUUUCUCAAAGUGAUCAAGACAGUAAGCCUGAAAUAGUAGUACCUAUUACAAAGCUGGAAGAAGCAAGUGCUAUCCCUUUGCUCAACUUAAAUUUAGAUGGGAAAACGGUCAGUACUCCUGCAGAAAUUUCCAAAUCACAAGAAGCAGACUUGGAGCUAACGCAAAGUCACGGCUUUCACACACGACUUGAUAUUUUAGCUGAUGAGGAACAUGAAUUCAAGGAUUCCCUUAAGGUGGCUGAGGGCAGAGCUCAAUUUGAGAAAGUAGAGACUCUAAAGAAGGAUUUAGACAGUGACUUUUUGAAAGAUCGAUUAGAUACAAAUGACAAAGAUAAAUUUAAAUACGUUAGAGAUUUGCUCGAACUAUCAGGAUUUAGUGGGAACGAAGCCCUUGGUACAUGGUAUGCGGAUGACCAGCCAGUGGACCCUUUCCUGUAUGAGGAAGUCAAGGGCGGCUGCAUUUUCUGCGACCCAGAUUGCUCCAGGGACGAAGUAGGCGGUUACUGUAAUCACCCACUGUUGUUUGAUCUAAUCAACGAGGUAUUGUUGGAGCUUUACGAAAGAUCAUACUGCUAUUGUCCCAGACCUUUGUCUCCAUUAUGCCACAUCCGUCCAAUGCCAUUAGGACACCAUGUUCUUGAGGAAGUCUGGACAAACAUAAGCUGGUACUUGAGCUUUGAAACUGGAUUUGACAAACCAUUGGAUUAUGUUGCCUGUAAGGAUCUAACAAGAAGUGAUGGUUGGAUGAACCUACAGGCUGAGAAUGAAUGCUUGGGGCUUGAGCUUGAAGAGUUAAUCUUUGAUGAUCUUUUGGAUGAACUUUUCUAGAAUCAAUACCUCGUGCUUGAUCAGGUUCAACCAAUUCAUUCACCAGCAUUAAAAAUUUUUGUUACUUGUGUAAUUAAUAUUUGUUUUCUACCCAAACUUCCAAAGAGACAAGCCAAACAAUAGGGAAAUAAUUCUUUGUGUAAUUAAUAUGUGUUUCCAUUUUU